Molecule: messenger RNA, 825 nt
Organism: Sabethes cyaneus
Lineage: Eukaryota; Metazoa; Arthropoda; Insecta; Diptera; Culicidae
Product: collagenase-like
Exons: 2
Coding region: 1-825 (274 amino acids)
Biological process (GO): proteolysis
Molecular function (GO): serine-type endopeptidase activity
Source: RefSeq, a predicted model, not a curated record
AUGAAAUUCCUAGUUGUGUUAGCUGUGCUGGUGGCCGCGGCCUCUGCCACCAUAAGCAUCGAUCGCGACCAGCGAAUUAUCGGCGGUAAUCUCGCUACCUCCGGACAGUUCCCUUAUGCCGUUGGGCUUAUUACUAGGAUAAACAUCCUCCUCUCCGGUCAGUGCUCGGGAUCACUGCUGUCGACGCGUUACAUCCUUACCUCGGCUGCAUGUGUUAACAACAUUCAGAGCGCUGUAGCUGUUAUGGGUGGUCUUCGCAUCAACGAUGCUACAGAGCCUGGAACGAUCCGCAUGACUGUUACGGAAUUCAUCGUGCACAGUGGCUAUGAGGAGGAUGCAGAAAACUUCGAUGUUGCUCUGGUCGUAUUGCCGCAGGCAAUCAGCUUCUCGGAUAACAUUCAACCCGUCCGUCUACCGAACCGUCGCCAGAUCGAGGGUACUUUCGUCGGACAACAGGGUACCUUUAUCGGCUGGGGACGUUUCGGCGAGGGAACGGCCAACUCGCCCGAUCUUCGCUUCGGCAGAUCUCAGGUCAUCACUAAUCUGGCUUGCAUCAUCAGUUUGCCAACGAACACCAUUCUCGGUGAGCAUGUUUGCACGUCCGGCCUGGAUGAUGCAGCUGGUCAAGGCUCUCCCUGCCAGGGUGAUUCCGGUGCACCACUGACCGUUAUGGGUGCCGAUGGUAUCACCACGCAAAUCGGUGUCUUCUCGUUCCAUUCCAUCCUGGGCUGCGACAGUGGGCGUGCCGCCGUAUUCACUCGCAUGUCCUCCUACCUGGACUGGAUUGAGCAGAACUCGGACGUUGAAGUCCGGGAUGACUUCUAA